CAGCUCAAAGCAACAUUCUCGUUUCGAUGGUGGAUAUACUGCAUCGCCUCGGGUAAGAUUGGAGGCCGUCAGACAGUGUAUUUUCGAUCCUUCUAGAAGACAUUUUCAUUCUUAAUGGUGUUCUCUGCAGUAGAUGCGAUGGAUAGGAACAACGCGGUGAAACUCUUUGUGGGUAAUCUAGCGUUGGACACUUCCCAAGAAGACCUGAUGGCUUUGUUUGGUCCAUAUGGCCAAGUUGUAGGUUGUAGUGUUCUUAGGCAGUUUGCCUUUGUGCAUCUGCAGGGAGAUGGGGCGUCAGACCGCGCAAUACGCGAAUUAAAUGGCCUUGAGUUCAAAGGCCGAAACCUUGUGGUGGAGGAAUCGCGAGGGAGACCCCUAAAUUCAACUAAGGUGUUUGUGGGCAACCUGAGUGCCCUGUGCUCUGCGGAGGACCUGCAGGAACUUUUCCAGACCUUCGGCAAAGUAAUAGAAUGUGACAAAGUUAAAGCCAGACUCUCAUCGUCGGCAGGCUACGCCUUUGUUCAUAUGGAGCGCAGAGAAGAUGCUCUGACUGCUAUUGAGGCUCUCCAUGGAACAACAUUUAAGGGUCGUCCGCUCUCAGUGGAGCUCUCCAAGAUCCAGCCCAGCAAGCCCAUUACUUCCUGCAUGAUCCCCUGCGUCACCUGUGGGAAGCUGGGCCACUAUGCAGGCGACUGCCCGGCAGGGAAGUCCUCCAUGGAGCACCACCAGAGUCAGGCUGCAGUUCUGGCUGCGGCAGCAGCCGCUGCUGCAGGCCUCCCCCUUCAAGUGCAGCAGAGUGUGCACAAUUCUUUCUACAAUACCACAAGCUUCGACCCAACAUUAACGGCAUUGAAGAACCUGACCAGUGGCACCUCAGACGGCAAACCAGUCAGUGCGGCUGUCUACGGCGCUCUUGCCAGUCAGGUGUAUGGGUCUGUUGCAGACCAGGUGUUGGUGGGUGACCAAAGCGAGAGCACAGAAGGCUACAACAGUCAGUAUAAUCCUGCAGUAGCUAAAGCCCCAUCAGCUGCUGCUGCAGAAAACCCAGCGUACAACGCAGCCCCAGCCCACCACAAUGCUGCCACAGGCCAUGGUGCCGACUCCACUGCGCAGGCCAUCUUUGAGGCUGCGCGUGCACGGUUUUUUGAACAAGGCCAACAGGUCCUUGCUGAGCAGCAGGCUGUAGCCAAACCCCCAGAAAGGGACCGUAGUCGUAGCCCAGUGCGACGCUCCCUGUUACCUGAUCCAGUUCAUAAACCUUUCCCAUCCCAGCAGCAGCAGCACCAACCGCAACAGCAACAACAACAACAACAGCAGCAGCAGCAGCAGCAGCAGCGAACUGCACGGCGCGCCCUCCUUCCCACACCUCCCGGCGGACCAGAAGAAGCGCCAUCUGUAGAUGAGGACCCAAUCACCAGAUGCUAUGCAGAGUACUACCAGCAGUGCCAGCAGUACCAGCAGUAUCAGCAGUAUCACAUGUACCAACAGUACCAGCAGUACACAUACCCGCCGCCACCGCCGCCACCCAUGCCCGGCGUUCCUGUGCAUCAGCCUAUGAACCCGAUGGAGGUCCAGCAGCACUACAUGACACCUGGCGCUGCCACCUCACCUAGCGUGUAUGAGCCGCCGCCAUUACACAAGGAGCCCCUCCUCCGCCGUCCUGCCUACCCCCACCUCCACACACCAGAGCCCCCUUACCGAUAGGUCUCAUCACAUCAGAUAUGUGUGUCAGAGAGAGAGAGAAUGUGUGUGUGGUGAGUGUGUGUCUGGAUGGGGUGAAAGUGCUAGUCAUGUGUUGCUGGUCCUGUAUAAGAGCCGUAUGUGGUUUAGGGAAUAUCAGUAAUGGCAUCCUUAUGAACAGAGUCCUCAAGGCCCGACCAACUAAGAUUAUAGUGUAGAUAUCAACCAUUACAGAGGGCCGCCCGCUUGCAGUCUAGAUCCAUCUGGUCUGUUAGUUUUACCAGAUACAUUUUUGCCUGAUAAUUGGGUUUUGGUGUUGCAUUUGGUUGAAAGAAUUACCCUUGAUCUUUGAAAUACGUGGUCAGAAAUAUCCACUAAGUGUGCCUUCUAAGUAAAUAAUUGUGACGGAGGUGUCUGUACUGUCUGUCACUUCCGUAACCAUCUUUCAGAUUUUAGAGGACUCAGUACUCCCUCAGUUACUGAGGGGGGAUGUAGGGUGGUCUGCUGUAAGUAUGUUCUAGACUUUUGCUUUUGGCUCUUCAUUGUAGACUUUUUAUUUUUAUUUUCUGUUUCUAGUUUGAGAACCAAGAAAUAUAUAUUUUUUGAUGGCUUGAACCAUUCAUGGUAAAGGGUAGGGUUUGAGGGAUACUUAGUAAAGGACCUGUGUGUGCAUGUAGUGGUGUGAGUGUAUGUAGUGGUGUGAGUGUGAAGCGUUAGACCAUUGACAGGGAACACUUAGGGAUGACGUCCCCCCCAAUCUUAGGUCAUGAACAGGAUAUGAUCGCACACUUCCACACAAUACAGCAGUCGGCUUGUCCCUCUAUUGGGGUCGGAUCAGGCUUCUAGGGAGAGACGUAGUUAACUGCAUCACAUCAACAAACCCACUGCCAUGUUCAUUGAAGCCUCUGCUUCUCUCACACACACACACACCUGCGUCAUACACACAAUCCAAGCACAUUCCCUUCUAGUGCAGGCUUCACGAAUGCACACCCCUUUAAAUAAACCAAACCUCUAAUUUUGCGAUCACCAUUUGUAAGGGGAGAAACUGACCACUAGAGGGGAUCAGUCUAUUGGACAUGCCUUGAGGGGAGGACUAAUUUUGUCAGGCAUACGUGUGUAUAAUGGUGUUUUCCACGUGGUACAAAGAGUGUAACCUCAUAGCUGUCAAAUGGUUAAAGAACACAGCUGUCAGUGCUUAUCGCUGGAGCAGAAUGGAAAGAACCCCGUUUGUUUUCAUUUUUCUGCACCCUGGUCAACAUGUCUAGAAUGAGCAGGAUGUUUGAAAUUUAUUUUUUCUUUCUCAUGUCAUUCUUUCUUAGUUGGGAGGCCUUACUUAAACCACUGUCAAUAUGUCCUGUUUUCAUUUUUACUUCAAUUUGACUAUCACCGUCACACAUGUCACAGCGCCAUCCGAGACCUGUAUGCUCCCAUUUUCUUUUCUCCCAAAUAUAAAGACUAUAAACCGUGUUUAGCCUUUGUGGCUGACACUUUAAACAGUAAUUUGGUUUUUAGAAAUAAAAGACAAUGAAGUGCUUCAAAUAAUUGAUAUGUAUCUUGUGCCCGUUGGCAUAAUAUUCUAAUUAAAACAUCAUACCUUACCAUAAAACAUCAAGCCCAAAGUUAUUGUUUCCUACUGCAAAUAGGUUGAAUUAAUAUAAUUGAAAGAAAGAUUGUAAGUCUUCAGAAAUAAAAUUACUGUAGAAUGACCGUUACACAGUUCAGUCUAACGAUACCUAUAGAAGAGUUUCAUCUCUACAGAUGAGGACUUGUGUAAAUUGUAAUAGAAAAGCAAGCAAAGUAAGUCACACAACAUUGUCGUGACAAGUGACUAUAUAUAUAUUUUUACUGGUUAUUAAGAUUUCUCAAAAAACCUGCUAUACCAGUCACCUGCAAUGGCAAUGUUGUUUUUCUUGCAGUGUUGCGUACAAUAGUCCCUGUAAGGCCUUAAGGCCCUUAGUUGACCUCGCACUGAAGCCCCAAAGCAUGAAUGACUAAAAACGCAAUUGCAGACAGACAAAAACAUUAACAAGUACUGAAAUUUCAGUCAGUUCCUCCUGUUUUGCUAUCUUGAGGUCAGUGGGGGUGGGAGUGAAGGGGGGGGCGUAGCUCUACACACAGCACCAGGCCUACACACAUGUAACCUGUAUGUCGCUGCUGUGUCUGUGAUGUGUUCAUUUUGUAGUGCAUGACUGUUACUUUUACUGCUCUUCCAGCCACAUUCUCCCUUUUCGCUAACUACAGCUAAAAUGGCUGCUGGGCCCAUGGAUGCCAUGUUGAGUGUGACCGGGGGGAAGAAAAUUAGUCGCACAGUGCCACGGACGCACUCCCCACCCACAAAGGUAAAGCCCGCUGCCCCCCAACCACGCCUGCACUUUGACCACACACCUCCCCUUAUUGAUCCCAACCCCUCCUGUUGGAAGGCUAUGCCUACUGAGGCAGGCCCGCUUUAUGUUUGCAGAGUGAUCCAUAAUGCUGGAGGCCAAGAAAAACUGCCACAGAAACCUCCCAUCACACAAGGACCGAGAGGUGCGUAAGACCGCCACACAUACAAAGAGUUAUGUAGUCGGCCGUACCUCAAAAACACCACCUAGGGGACUCCUGGCAUGGCAACCUAGGAUGACAGUGUCAUGGUCUUUCUACCUUUUUGUGUCCAUCAGGCAUACACUCAGUGUCUUAUCGUCCAUGCCAUCUGACCAAGGUUUCUUAAGCCUUCUGCGAACACAAUGUCUUUUAAGCGAGACCUCAUAUGAAAGCAUUACAUGUGAUCAUGGAUUCGUUUUUUUCUGGGAAGUUUAACCCAAAUGUAGUGUGAAUCACUCCAUACACACGGCUGAAAUGCGUUCAUGCCAGUGCAAGCACUAAGCCUUAAUCUAAGACCCACCCUACAAUUCGAAGAAUUUUGUUUCAAGUUGCCAUACUUCCUAAGAGGCAAACCGUAUAGAUUGGGUAUGCAGGAAUUGUUGCCUUGGCUUGUUGUGUGGCAUUUGGUGUUUUUUGAAGUGUUUCCAGUAAGGCGAGACGAGACGUGCACUCAAAACUGAGAUGCUGCGGCCGCUCUGUGAAGGGAGAGCUCUGCUCUAAGGACUCAAAGGGUGGUAAGCCAAAAACACAAGAAAAGCAGGUAGGGCCUUGCACCUUCAGUCCACCCACACAUGGUAGGUGAGUAACCACACACACACUGCUGACCAGAUCAGUCCCAUGCCUCCCCCCUCAGCCACUCUACAAAUCUACUCCCUUCCCAUAAAGUCUCCAGGUUUUCCCCUUCCCAGUCAUGGAGCAGUUGCCAACGCAACAGAUGCCCAAACCUGGCUUUCAGGAGAUUUCAGCAGACUGUGGUUGUAGUGCAUCAAGAAAAGUAAGAUUUGGAUUACCCUCAUAUUGGAUGUGAAGUCACAACACCCCCAUCUCCCAUCAGGAUUGGGCAUCUUUAUAUGGACCUCCAAACUGAAGUGGUCCAGCCAUUUUAAAUGGACCCCUUGAGUCCCUCCUGACUAUAAAUAUGAAUUUUUGUGGUUUCUUUUUUCCUUUUAGUUUUAAGCUGUAAAUUUGCAUAACAGUUUGCAUUUCAUGUGUCUUCGUAACGAACACAUUUGCAUUUCGUGAUUUUUAUUUUGCUAGUGGAUCAAAGUUUCGGACGAAUGAAAAUGUAUGUAUGAUGAGUAAGAGACCGAAAUAUUAAGAAUCCAGCCCACCUCCCCAUCCCCUCCCUCAUUAGAUGACAAUUGUCUAACUGUUGGAGUGUUUCAGAGUGUCUCUUUCUGGUUGAAAUUGGCUCCUCUAAAGCUUUGGGUAGCCUUAAUACUUUGUAAUAUCUGUUCUUUGUAAGACUCAAUAAAUGAUACGGAAAGGCA
Clupea harengus (Atlantic herring) is the source of this 5531-nucleotide messenger RNA. It is a transcript of the gene rbm14a, whose product is annotated as RNA binding motif protein 14a. The record is from RefSeq and is a predicted model, not a curated record. NCBI's taxonomy places the organism in Eukaryota, Metazoa, Chordata, Actinopteri, Clupeiformes, Clupeidae. Gene Ontology annotation, molecular function: RNA binding; zinc ion binding.